Messenger RNA from Dunckerocampus dactyliophorus (ringed pipefish), 3466 nucleotides. Its product is annotated as rho GDP-dissociation inhibitor 1-like. The transcript is spliced from 6 exons. The record is from RefSeq and is a predicted model, not a curated record. Gene Ontology annotation, cellular component: membrane; cytosol; cytoplasm. Gene Ontology annotation, molecular function: protein binding; Rho GDP-dissociation inhibitor activity. Bases 121 to 732 code for a protein of 203 amino acids. Gene Ontology annotation, biological process: Rho protein signal transduction. NCBI's taxonomy places the organism in Eukaryota, Metazoa, Chordata, Actinopteri, Syngnathiformes, Syngnathidae.
GUGCGCGGGCUGUACGCUGGGCGGCGCCAUUCGGUUAUUCGCCAUACUUGCAUUGCUGCACACAACAGACGCACUUACCGCCGGCCACCUGGAAGUACCGUCGCUCUGAACAAAAAAGACAUGGCUGAGGAUGACGUCACUCCAGAGCAGCUAGCAGCCAUUGCCGCCGAAAACGAAGAACCAGAGCCUGUCAACUACAAGCCACCCGCCCAAAAGACGGUGCAAGAGAUCCAAGAGCUCGAUAAGGAUGACGACAGCCUUCGUAAAUACAAGGAAACCCUCCUUGGGACUGGAGCCGUUGAAACCGAUCCGAGCGUUCCCAACGUCCAGGUGACGCAGAUGGCUCUGAUAUGUGACAGCGCCCCGUACCCACUGGUGCUGGACUUGCAGGGAGACUUGGAAGCCCUUAAGAAUGAGGCCUUUGUUCUGAAGGAGGGAGUUGAAUACAAAAUAAAGAUCAGUUUUAAGGUGAACAAGGAGAUUGUUUCGGGUCUGAGAUAUUUUCAGGUGACGUACAGGAACGGAAUAACGGUUGACAAAUCGACCUACAUGGUGGGCAGCUACGGGCCCCGCCCCAAAGAGCACGAAUUUAUUUCCACGACAGAGGAGGCCCCAAAGGGCAUGCUGGCCCGAGGCCGGUACAACAUCAAAUCCAAGUUCAUGGACGACGACAAGCACAUCCACCUGCUCUGGGAGUGGAAUCUCAACAUCAAGAAAGACUGGGAAGACUAAGCCAGGCCAUUUCAGCGGCUGGCGAGUGAAAGCGUCACAUCUGUCCACACGCGCGCCACCCAAACCUGCACUUCAGCCUUCUGGUGUUUUGUUAUGUCGUCUUAACGCCCUCAUAGUCCUUCUCCUGCCUGCACAUAUCCUCAUUCCUACAAGUCCUCGUAUGGAUCCAUCCCCACUGCAACUAAGCUAUCUUAGAAGACGUUUCCCUCUUAUCCAGUUCAUGCUCAAAGACAGAUAGGACACCUCUGGGCUAGAGAUGUCAUGUCUAGUCUUUGAGCGAUCUUGUCUUCCAUCAGUCCAUGGUCAAAGACUAGAUAGGACAGUUAUAGGCUAGAGAUGCCCUGUCUAGUCUGUCAGCAUGAACUGAGCAACUAGCUCGGAUCGCAAGGUUUGGGCUUUCACCCGUGCAGGCAUCAUCAGUUCAUGCUCAAGACUAGAUAGGACAGCUCUGGACUAGAGGUGUCCUUAUGCAGCCAUUGAGCAUGAUUUAAUGACGCCUGCUGUGAUGAGAGGCAAAACAUUGUGGUCCUAGUUAGUUGCUCAGGUCAUGCUGACAGACUAGAUAGGGCAUCUGUAGUCUAGACUGUCCUACCUAGUCUUGACCAUGGACAAAUGAAGACGAGAUAGGAUGAGAGGUUAAACGUCUUCUAGACAGCCUGAACAGUUGGUUUACGAUAUGGAUUCAACACCCCGAGAAUUUAUUUUUCCUCUUCCAGGAGCGUCAGUAGCAGCGUCGGUAGCAGCGCAUCACAUCAUCGCUUCAUCGCCGCCAUGUUUGUUUGUUCCCCCACCACCACCACCACGCCGUCUUCCUCUCGGUAUGAAGUACAUGUGGAAAAGCAAGUGUACAAUCAAGUUGUUGGCCUUUCUAUGUAGUUGUGUCACGUGACUGUGUUCACUGGUAAUCAGGCCCCACCGCAUCCGGCACCCCCACGUUCACCCUUCAUCCAUUCCUGGUGCACCUGCUUGCUGCCUUUGCAUCAAACCACCAACGUCUGCCUUCUCUUCCUUUUUCCAUUCAUGCAAGUCCUGCCAACGAAAAGCUGCCUUAUUUAUACUUUCAACUUAUCAUGGUCACUUCCUGCGUGGACUUGAAGGGCUGACUUUGCUGUUAUCUGCAGCCCUGUUGGACCCCCCCAUCAUAACUUACUGAAUGUUAAUGCAGCCUUUUGGACCCCCCCUCGUCAUAACCUACUGAAUGUUAAUUGGAGAGAAAAAGAAGCCUUGAGGCCUUAUCACCUUCUAUGAUAGCGAAAACAGCAACAAAUAUUUUUAAUUUUGUUCUUUUGGGUGUCGGUGUUAUGCUUUUGCCUUAAUGUAAUGACCCCCCACAAGACGGUUGUAGCUUCAGGAGGCUCAAAUGGAACAUGAACAUGCAAACUUCUAGUACACUGUGUACUUUCAGUUCCUGAGGGCACACUUUUUGAGUGGAGUGCUGUCCCAAAUCCAUUAUUGUCUUUGUGACAUCCAAAUAUUUGCCCGCUUUUUCUUCUUCUGUUCACCACUUUGCACCGCGACCGCCAUUAUUUCACAUUAGUCCCUCCCCACACUCCUCAUUUUGGCCGUUAGUGCUGACAGUCCACUUGCAUUUUGACGUACUUGACGUCAACGCAUCCAUGGACUCUGAAGACAAAGACAAAAACAUUCAACUAAGUACAGCCUGUGUCUCAAUCCGUGCACUUCCACACUUACACUUAGCAUUUAGAGUGCAUAAGUGCGUUGACGCUGACAAGUACAGCAAGUGUCAGUACACGGAUGUUGCACUCAGCACGCCCAAUACCGAUAUGUGCGGUCGUCAUAAUUGAUUUGGGAGCGCACUACAGUGUUCCCUCGUUUAUCGUGAGGGAUAGGUUCCCAAAAUAACCCGCAGUAAGUGAAAUCUGUGAAGUAGCCAACUUCAUUUUUGAUAGGUAUAUGUUUUAAGGCUGUAAAACACUUUAUACACUUUCUCAGACAGGCAGUAACAUUUUCUCACAUUUCUCUCUUGCUCAAUAUCUCAAAAAAGUUAAAACCUUUGUCUGAAUUUUAAUGAUCAACACAAGAAAUGAUUGUCACUCACACAUAUUUCACUCGUGUGACUGUGCCUUUUCGUCCUGGCGCCCUUCCGCUGUACGGUAGCGUUUUUGUCUCCUUGUUAAAACAUUGCUGCAGACGAACUGAGGAUUCAUUUACAGGCUAGCAAGCAAGCUAGCAAUGACACAGGAGACAUGGCAGGACAGCACGGAGAUUGAUUGACAAUAGUCUACAGGCAAUCAGGAGGCCGAAAACAAUGGGCGAUGCAGACAGACGAUAGAAGGGAAGAGCUAGAGACGCACCUGCGAUGGAGGGAGGGAACACUGUACACUGUCAGCAUUAGCACACUCAGGAACAAAGUACACUGUGUAAUUCUACUUCCUGGACUUAUUGACCGACUGCUGCUGAUGAAAACCGACGGUGUCGGGAUUAGCCGCGAGCACGCUGCAGCCUACUUUAAUAACACCACGAACCUCAAGUCAGACAACAGUAUUUGUGAAAAUUAGCAGUAAAACUAAAGUGUAAAUGAAGAUGUACUGUACCAGAUCAUGUGGAUGCAGAGCCUUUUGUGUUUUGGUGGUGAAAUCGAUGUAUUCCUGCGCCAUACAUUCCAUCAUUUUGUAACAGUUUCUAUGAAAUCACUGGCAUGCUGGUGGGGUCGUACAUGACGUCUUCAUUUGUGAUCGUUCUGACUGGUCAAUAAAGACUUUGCUGAACUGUG